UGGUGGUGAAAUGCAGCGCGCCGCCACGACCUUUGGCGCUAAGCUGUGUCGUCACCGUGAGGGCGGGACUUCCUCUUCGGGACCCUAUCAUUUCCGACGUCUUCCGGAAGUUGCUGGGGUGCUCAGUACCGGGCGGUUUACUCUGCGUUGCUGGGCUCCCUGCUAUUCCACCGUAGGCAACUCCGGGGCUCCGCCACCGCGCCACCCCCCAAAGUCACGUCGGGAAUCCCGUCGCCCUCGGCUCUCGUCUCUGGCGCGGUCGCCCGCCUUGUUUCCCCGCCGAGCUUUCCUGCUGCGCACGGGGCCAUGGCGGGGGCCGCUCGGACCCCGGCCUUUGGACAGGCUGUGAUCGGCCCGCCGGGCUCGGGAAAGACCACAUACUGCCUGGGCAUGAGCGAGUUCCUGCGCGCGAUGGGCCGGCGCGUGGCGGUAGUGAACUUGGACCCGGCCAACGAGGGGCUGCCGUACGAGUGCGCCGUGGACGUGAGCGAGCUGGUGGGUUUGGGCGACGUGAUGGACGCGCUGCGGCUGGGGCCCAACGGCGGCCUGCUGUACUGCAUGGAGUACCUGGAGGCCAAUCUGGACUGGCUGCGGGCCAAGCUUGACCCCCUCCGUGGCCAUUACUUCCUCUUCGACUGCCCAGGCCAAGUGGAGCUCUGCACGCACCAUGGCUCCUUGCGCAGCAUCUUCUCCCAGAUGGCCCAGUGGGACCUCAGGCUGACUGCUGUCCAUCUGGUAGAUUCUCACUACUGCACAGACCCCGCCAAGUUCAUUUCAGUGCUAUGUACCUCCCUGGCCACCAUGCUGCAUGUAGAGCUGCCCCACGUCAACCUCCUCUCCAAGAUGGACCUCAUUGAGCACUAUGGGAAGCUAGCCUUCAACCUGGACUACUACACAGAGGUCCUGGACCUCUCCUACUUGCUUGACCACCUGGCUUCUGACCCUUUCUUCCGCCACUAUCGUCAGCUCAAUGAGAAAUUGGUGCAGCUCAUUGAAGACUACAGCCUGGUCUCCUUCAUUCCUCUCAACAUCCAGGACAAGGAGAGUAUCCAGCGGGUUCUGCAGGCUGUGGAUAAAGCCAACGGCUACUGCUUCGGGGUCCAAGAGCAGCGAAGCCUGGAGGCCAUGAUGUCUGCUGCAAUGGGAGCUGACUUCCAUUUCUCCUCCACCCUGGGAAUCCAGGAGAAGUACCUGGCACCCUCAGACCAGUCAGUGGAGCAAGAAGCCAUGGACCUGUAACAACAGGCUGGGCUCUGGAGAACAAGACAUGUAACCCAGUUGCUGGGGAAAGCUGUAGCCCCAGUGAACAGUGGACAGCUCAGCAGGCUGCAGACCCAAGAACAGUCCUCCCAGCCAGAUGGAAGGCUGAUGAAGAGACACCCAGCCCUGCAAAGGACUUCUGACCAAAAGUCAGACGUGGUGCAAGAAGAGCACCCACCACAUCCUCGGUGCUCCUGAGCUCUGGGCACUGCCACCUGGCCCCACUUGGACUAUUGUGGAAUGUGAAUACAAGAGUUUAUUUUCUCCUACAUGUUGUGACUUUUAAGCUUUCUUCAACCAUCCAGGGAGCUGGGGUAGAAUGAGUGAAUGUCACUUUCUCUCAGAAGAGUUCUAUUUCUUCAUCUAGGGCAAUAUUUCCCCAAAGAACAGGAUAAUACGGAGGUUUAACACUUAUUCUCCAAUGGUGCACUCCAGUUUUAACUGAUCCUGAAGCUUGAGGUUUACAGGGGAUACUUCUUAGCUAGAUCUUUUUUUUUUUUUUUUUAGCUAGAUCUUAAUGUUUUAUUUUCACUGUAUUCAUUUCGCGGUUUUAUUCUAUUUUUGGCAAGUGCUAGCUAGUUUCCAUUUAUAGUAGUAAUUAAAAGUUUACUUUAAAAUGAAAUUAUUUAUACAAAAUGCAUUGUUUAAAGAAAAAUAUUAAGUAUAUAAUAUGGCAUGAGGGGGGUGGCAAAAAUUAAGGUGGUUUAAAGUUGGAAAUCCUGGUGAUACUGGAAAUACUUUCUUUGCUCUUCUUGCAACUGGUUGAGUGCAAUUUAUAUUGGCAACCAAUAGGUGGCACCCCAGGCUUAGUUUUGCAGUCUUAGUUUUGCAGUCGUAGCUUGCAGCACAAGAGGGACAGAUGGCAGUUGUGCCAGAAGUCUUAUUUGCAGAUACUUGGUCCUGUUAAUACACCGUGAAGGGCUUGGCAUUUUACAAAGUGCCUUCAUACACAUGGUCCUCAUGUGGUUCACACAGCAACUUCUAGAGGUACAAACAAGAUUGGGACUAUUACUAAGCCCCACUUUAUAUAAAGGAAACAGAUGUAUUUGAACUUCAGUCAGCCUAGCUCUCUCAUAGUUCACUUUGCUGACUUCUUAAUUGUGGAUACUAAUGGUGAAACAUUAUGGCCCAUAUCCCACAGGAUUUGAGACCAGUUGGAAGAAAGAAUUUCGACACCUGUAGAGUAUUACUGAGUCACAAAUCAAGAGGAAGAUAGGUCACUGGUGGUUUGGGCAGUUUAGGAAGAUCUAUUCAGAAAUAGCCUUGAGAUGGCGAUGACCGCUCUUGCUUUCCAGCUUUGACAGCCAGAGCAGAGUGAAGGGCUAUGAGGAGGCUCCUGUGGCUGGAACAGUAUGAAAGCAGCCAACCUCUGCUCCCACGCCCGGCCUUAUAGGGGAUAAUAAUUGGGUGCUGCUUCCCCAGCCUCUUUCAUCUGCAGAGUUCAAAGCACCUCAUUCCUAUUAAUACCCUGCACAGUAGGUAGAGAGUAUCAACAAAGCAAGCCAGGGAAACUGAGACCAGGAGUCCCAGCCUUCGGCUGGCUGUGAGUCACCUAUGGGGCCUGGAGCCCAGGAAUCCUGACGCCCUGGCCACUGAACAAAUCCUUCAUCAGAGAGUGAGGAUGCAUGCUCUGUUUUUGAAAAUAGUACCAAUUGCUGUGGUCAUGGGUGUUUCUUUUUUAAUAUAUUUUUAAUGAUUUCAGAGAGAGAAAAACAUCAAUGAGAGAAUCCUUGAUUGGCUGCCUCCUGCACGCCCCGACUGGGGAUCAAGCGCACAACCUGAAUAUGUGCCCCUGACCAGAAUCGAACCCGGGACCCUUCAGUCCACAGGCCGACACUUAAUUCAUUGUGCCAAACCAGCCAGGGCUGGUCAUGGGUUUUGAUGCUUACUCCAUCAUGGAGGCCACAGCCAUCACCAAAACAAACCAGUUGGAGAGAGGUGUCAUUAGAGCUUUAUGGGCUCGUAUCCAAGCACCAUGAGCAUUUAUUCUCUGCAGUCAUGGAGUAGACAUGGAUGGGAUAAUCCAAAACUUUACUUUCAGGCAUUGGUAUGACAGCAAGGAUGUUUUCUCUAAUAAACGUAUCUCUCCACCUCCCACUGAUAGCAGAAUGAUUUUCAUGUUGGGGAGGGUAUAGCACAGUGCCGAAAGGACUCUGGGUUCCAGGUGAGGUCUGUUCAUCAUGAAAUGUAUAGGGUAGGAGAAAGACUGUCCUCCAGUAUGGCUGGGAUAUGGCAACCGUCCUUAAGAUUCCUUUUUUUUUUUUAAUUUAAUUUCAUGAUAAAAAUAGCAAAGUGAAAAACUUGAAAAAUAAAAUUAGGCUCAUAAUCUCAUAACAAAUAAAAAUACAAUCUAUAAUAAAUUUUAUAUCGAAAUGUAUAUUUUGUUUAUUUUUCUAUACAUACCGAGGGAUAGUUAUAGCAUUUAUGUAAGUGAGAUAUGUUAUUGCUUUGUAACCUGCCUUUUUUAGUUGACACUUUUAUAUAAUUAAAAAUAUGAAGACCU
This is a messenger RNA of Eptesicus fuscus (big brown bat), 3763 nucleotides long. It is a transcript of the gene GPN2, whose product is annotated as GPN-loop GTPase 2. Gene Ontology annotation, cellular component: cytoplasm. The coding region runs from base 307 to 1239 and encodes 310 amino acids. The transcript is spliced from 5 exons. The record is from RefSeq and is a predicted model, not a curated record. Gene Ontology annotation, molecular function: GTPase activity. Lineage: Eukaryota; Metazoa; Chordata; Mammalia; Chiroptera; Vespertilionidae.